This is a messenger RNA of Kuraishia capsulata CBS 1993, 1344 nucleotides long. RefSeq lists its product as uncharacterized. The record is from RefSeq and is a predicted model, not a curated record. The transcript has a single exon. Gene Ontology annotation, molecular function: mannan endo-1,6-alpha-mannosidase activity. The coding region runs from base 1 to 1344 and encodes 447 amino acids. NCBI's taxonomy places the organism in Eukaryota, Fungi, Ascomycota, Pichiomycetes, Pichiales, Pichiaceae. Gene Ontology annotation, biological process: fungal-type cell wall biogenesis; carbohydrate catabolic process; budding cell bud growth.
AUGAGAUUUUCGCACAUUCUCAGCACGCUGGUGCUGGUGGUUUCCGGAGUAUGUGGAGUUGAUCUGUCUAUCAAAAGCGAGGAGUCGAUCAGAAACGCUACUGCGCUGAUAUCGAGCGGUUUGAUGGAUUACUACUGGGGAUUUGACUCCGGUGGAACUAUCGGAAUGUUCACCAAUCCGUACUAUUGGUGGGAAGCCGGUGGAGCGUGGGGAUCCAUGCUGGAAUACUCCUUCCUACUGGAGAACGAUACUUGGCACGAUACUAUUAUGACUGCGAUGCUAUACCAAGUUGGUGAUAACUGGGACUAUAUUCCACUUAAUCAGAGUACCGUUGAAGGUAACGAUGACCAAGCGUUUUGGGGUAUUGCUGCCUUGACCGCAUGCGAGCGGAACUUCACCAAUCCGGGAGAUGACGAGCCCCAAUGGCUAUAUUUGGCCCAGGCAGUUUUCAACACCAUGGCGCUCAGAUGGGACACUGAAAAGUGUGGUGGUGGCCUUAGAUGGCAGAUUUUCCAGUGGAAUGCUGGUUAUGAUUAUAAGAACAGUGUUUCGAAUGCAGGCCUUUUCCACAUCGGUGCUAGACUGGCACGUUUUACUGGAAACGAAACCUAUGUGACCUGGUGUGAAGAAAUCUACGAUUGGAUGGUGGGUGUGAACUUUUUGACUCAGGGCGACUUCUGGUUCGUCUAUGAUGGUGCUUCUGUCGAAGACAACUGUUCCUCAGUGACCAAACUGCAGUGGAGUUACAACGCUGGUUUGAUGGUCUCCGGGUGUGCGUAUCUCUACAACCACACUGAGGAAAAGAAGUGGUUGACACGUACCGAGAAGUUGGUCAAUGGCAUCCAGGUGUUUUUUGACGACGACGUGAUGUACGAGGCGGCUUGUCAGGGAAGUGGAAAUUGUAACAACGAUCAGCGUUCCUUCAAGGCCUAUCUCUCGAGAUUCCUUGGAUACACCUCGAUUUUGGCACCAACCACUUGGAGCACGAUCAGACCGUGGAUUGAGACAUCGGCUAAGGCUGCUGCUGGCUCGUGUGUUGGUGGUUACGACGGCCACACGUGUGGCUUGAAUUGGACCAUGAAUGGAUGGGACGGCUUCUACGGACUCGGAGAACAGAUGUCUGCACUGGAGGUGAUCCAGAACCUCCUUAUCGCCGACAGACCAGCCCCAUACACAGCUUCGAAUGGAGGCUCCAGUACGGGUGACCCUGCAGCCGGUACCCAGACCACGACCACGGUUGAUUCGCCAUUGUCACUCGGUAAGGGCGAUACUGCAGGUGCCGCGAUCAUCACCUGUAUCAUCGGAGUCUCGCUGAUAUCCGGUGGUCUUUGGCUGGUGCUGUGA